Molecule: messenger RNA, 4584 nt
Organism: Melospiza melodia melodia
Lineage: Eukaryota; Metazoa; Chordata; Aves; Passeriformes; Passerellidae
Gene: LYPD6B
Product: LY6/PLAUR domain containing 6B
Exons: 7
Coding region: 1-855 (284 amino acids)
Molecular function (GO): acetylcholine receptor regulator activity
Source: RefSeq, a predicted model, not a curated record
AUGGUUUAUGUUAAGGACAGCAGGUGCCACCGCCCCGGGGGCGGGCACGGCGAGUCCGAGCCGCCCGCUCCGCCCCGGCCCCGGCGCCGGCCCCGGCGCCUCCUCCGCCGGCUCCGCCCGCACGGCCAGCGGCGAAUAUCCCGCAGUCCUGCUGUCCCGUGUCCUGCUGUCCCGUGUCCCGGUGUCCCGGCACGCAGGAUUCUUCUGCUUAAUCCUCCAGAUCCUGGGCUGCAGCCAGAGGAAAUCUGGACCAUCCUAUGGAAAAGAGAGUUGGAAGUACCCAGGGAGCAGAGGCCUGAGGGCUGGGGGUUUCCCUGUGCAGUGAUGCUCGAGACCGGAGCGUUGCGGCGCGCGCUGGCCGCGGCCGUGCUCCCCUUCCUCAUCCUCUCAGGACACUGGGCUGCAGCUGAGAACAUCAACUUCCACAACAUCAGGCCUCCACUUGACCCCACUCCAUUCCCAAACAGUUUCAAGUGCUUCACCUGUGACAACGCAGUGGACAACUACAACUGCAACCGAUGGGCUGAGGACAGGUGGUGUCCUGAAAGCACGCGGUACUGCCUGACCGCGCACCUGUUCACGGCGCACGGGGAGAGCACCUCGGUCACCAAGCGAUGCGCCACGGGCGAGGAGUGUCACCUGGUGGGCUGCCACCGCCGCGGGGACAGCGGCCACACGGAGUGUGUUUCGUGCUGCGAGGGCAUGAUCUGCAACGUGGAGAUCCCCACCAACGCCACCAACGCAGUGUUCGCCGUGCUGCAGGCGCGCAGGGCGGCCGCGGGCAGCCGCGCCCUGCCCAGCCUGGGGACGCUGCUGGCACUGGUGGCACCGCUGGUGACAAUGGCACUGUCCUGACACAGCACCCCCAGACAGAGCUGCUGGGACACCCCCCGGGCCAGGAACCUGCAGGGUCUCCGAGGAGAAGCCGCUGAUUCCAUCCCAGCAGAUUUACGGAAAGGCGCGUCCUGAACUCCUUGGGCGUUUCAGUGGGAAUCCCUCCCCGUCAGUGUUGGGAAUAAACCCCACAAAAACCCCUCCAGUGCGGAGGGUCCAAGUUUUAAAUGCCCACUUUCUGAGGAAAAUGCACAUUUUUUUGGUCUUUGGGACAGGACUGUGACAAUCACAAUCAAAAGUCAAAAAAAAUCACAAUUGUGAGGCAGAUGACAGAAAAUUUGGACAGACUCUCGCAAGGAGCUUUGGGUGGAUGACAUGGAAAGGUGGGAACUGGAUUUAAACCUUUAAUGUGCGUAAACAACUCAGAGUUUCUUAUCAGGGUGUGUCUGAGCUUAUCUUGAUUUCAUAGAGAACACCUCUGGUUUCAUAGAGAACAAAUACGAGCUUGGUUUUUUUUCUGCUUGAUCAGAGCUCUCAUUUCUCCUGGCAGUAAUACAAAAUUAAAUCUUUUCUUUCUAUAAAAUGCCUCAUCCUCCUCCUGUUUUGAAGCUAUGGAAAAUGUAGAAUUCCUAUCCCAAAUUCUGUUGGAGCAGCCAGAGCAGAAUUCCUGAUCUUGCAAAGCAAAGAGAUUAUUCCUUUGCAAUUGGGUAUCCCCACAGAAUAUCACAAAAAUAUUAUUUUUUAAAUUUUAAAAUUUUUAUUUAAAGUUUUUUUAUUUUAAAAUAUUAUUUUUGUGAUAUUGGGAUAUCACCACUUCGAAAUCACAGCUACGGUCAAGCUGCUUCAUUAUCCUAAAAAUUCCAAGUGAGCACUUGGAAUAAAUAAGGAAGGAGCUCUGCUGUGUUCUCUCUUGGUUUGCACAGGUUUCUCCCAGGAAUUUUAUUGUCCUGAUGGAUGUUUUCAGGAAGGAUGGGUCACUCAAACUGACUCAAAAAAGAGAUUUGGAGCGGCUCCCUGAAAAAUUCGAGUAGCUACAAAUUUGGCUUCUUUUACAUCAAUAUUGCCUUAAUUAUUUGCUGCUUUGUGUCACUAAUUAUAUUUGGUUGUAAAAAAGAUUUUGGAAUAUUUCCAGGCUUGUUGACAUUCUGAAAUUUCCUCCAUAGUGUUCUUAGAAUGCAGAAGGGUGUCUGAAUUUAGUCUGUGGCUCCUGAAUGGGCGAUUGUGCAGCUACAAAAUAUGGAUGGAAAAGCUUUUUCCUUGCUGAAGGAAAAUGGUUCUUGAUGUCUGUGUCAAGGUUUUCUGGGGACUGGAUUCUCAUGGAUCUCUCAUUUUUCAAGAUCUGGAUUCUCUCUUUCCAUAUCUGGAUUCUGUGCCAUUCAGAAGGGCUGGAGUUCUGCUCUGGAGCUGGGCGGGGAGAGCUGGGAAUGUUCCCCUGGAGAAGGGAAGGAUCCAGGGAGAGCUUCCAGCAAUUUCCAGGGCCUGAAGGGGCUCCAGGAGAGCUGAGAGGGACUGGGGACAAGGGAUGGAGGGACAGGAGCCAGGGAAUGGCUCCCACUGGGAAAGGGGAGAUUGGAGUGGGAUAUUGAGAGAAAAUUCCUGGCUGGGAAGGUGGGGUGGGGAGGGGCUGGGAUGGAAUUCCCAGAGCAGCUGUGGCUGCCCCUGGAUCCCUGGAAGUGCUCAAUAUCAGGUUGGAUGCAGCCUCGGACAAGGCUUGAGAAGGCUGGGCAGGGCCCCAGAAUAAAGCAGGGAUUCAUUCACGGCAUCUCCUCCAUGGAUCCACCUUGGGCAGCACCAGAGCCCAGCCAGGGCUGCACCCAAGAUGAACCAAAAUGGCCCCAAAAUGCACGAGCGCUGCCGGGGUCUGUCCCUGGGAUCAGCUCUGCUCCAUUUGCCCCUUGCAGUUCAUUGUCCCAUUCCAGCUUUAGCCCCUGCAGUCCCACCCUGCUUGUUUUUCUCUCUCCAGCCCACGGGGUUUGUGCUCCUGGGCUGAGAUUUGGGUCAUUUGUCCUUGGUGCCCAGCUGGAGCAGGAAUUGUUUUGUCUCCCUGCUCUGUGCACAGAGCUCAGCAUCCCUUAAGCAUUUUCCCUUUCACACAGGGAAGGUGUCCCUUAAGGUCCUUCCCAACCCAAACCAUUCCAGAUUCCGUGAUGGUCCCAUAAUUACCUUCCUCCUUCUGCUCCAUGAGGGAUUUUUCCAGAUGAAAAGAAUUUUUUUUUUUUCUGGUGGACAAACCAUUCCAGGUUUCUCUCUGCUCCACGGGGAAUUCCUCCAAGUGGAAGUUGGCUCCCACAUUUUGGGUCAUUGCAUUUUUCCUGCACAGAUUGCUCCUAAAUUCAAUUUUUGGGAUGAACUCUUGCAAUCCCAACGAGUCCUCCCAGAGCUCUGUGGUCUUGUAGGGGUCGCUGCCAAUAAUUUACAAUAAUCUCAGUGCUGAGGGGUUUUCUAUAGUGGAAGUGCCAUCCCAGAGCUUUUGGGAAUGGCAGGGAGACCCUAAAAUUUGCUGCAACAACAAAAAAAUGACAUUUCAGGAGCUAAAAUCUUUGGGUUUUUUUGCUUGGAUGAAUGAUUUUUUUUUUCCCCUCUCUGGAAAGUGAAGAAAUUCUGAAAUGAAGAUUUUAAACCUCAUAAAAUGCCUCUGCUUUUGGGAAAAAAAUUUGGGGAUAAACCCCAGUAAAUCAGCUGAAGGUUCAAGGAUGCAGCUUGGACAUGUGAGGGGAUUUGAUCUCGGGUUUUAUGUUUUAAAAUCGGAAUUUUAGAAUUCCAAGAGCGGAGGAUAUUAAUGAUGAGUUGUAAUUGUUUGGAUGCACCAACGCUUUUGUUACUGCAAAUCUUGGGAUUAUUUGUACUCGGGAAUUGAAUGUGCAAAUGCGCUUAAUGCAAUGCAAAGAGGCACAUGGUAGAAGAAAUAUGGAAUUUAAGAGGGAAUUUCAGUUUUCCCUUUGCUUCAUCUUUUUUUUAUGGAAAACUCUGCUUGGAUUUGAUGCUAAAUGCUGAUUUUGUAGGAAAAUGUGCUGAGAAAAGAGUAUUAAAAUUCACCAUAUUUUUAGCAGGAUUAAUGACUGUACAGAAAUCCGACCCUAAUUUAUGGCAGAAUUUUUAUAUAAAUAUUUUCAGAUAUCAGAAUUUUCAGAUCUCUGUCUGAAGAACUUUAAAAAGUAUUAUUGGAUUUGAUAGAACCAGUUUUCAGUGAUGUCUUUGUCUCAGUUUGGGUUCAGAUGUUGUAAUUUAAAUUACAGAUGUUAAAAUUUAAAUAUAUUCAACUUUUCAUUUGAUAAAACCAAUUUUCAGUGAUGUCUUUAUCUCACUUUAGGUUCACAGAUGUUGUAAUUUAAAUAUGUUCCAAUUUUCUUUUGAUAAAAUCAAUUUUCAGUCAUGUCUUUGUCUCACUUUGGGUUCACAGAUGUAGUAAUUUAAAUAUAUUCAAUUUUUCAUUGCCUAAAUCCACCCCUAAACUUUGGGAAUGGUAUUUCUGUAAAUCCAUAAAUUUUUGAACCUGAAAAGAAUUCAGAAUUAAUGGCAAAUCCAUCCAUUUUUGCAGUUAAAUGGUUUUUUUUAUGAUAUAUAUAUAUAUAUGUGUGUGUGUGUAAUAUGGUUUUUAUUUACUUUGCACUGGACAGCCUAUAGAAGGUUUAUUUUUAAAACUUAAAUCCUGAUAAAUUCUUCAUUAUUCAGUGUUUGGAGUUUUCUUAUUGCUGUGUAACUGCUUUAAAUCUUCUCCAGAAAUGGCACUUUUAAUAAAAAAUAUUCAAA